Ahaetulla prasina is the source of this 2364-nucleotide messenger RNA. Its product is annotated as vomeronasal type-2 receptor 26-like. Bases 1 to 2364 code for a protein of 787 amino acids. Gene Ontology annotation, biological process: G protein-coupled receptor signaling pathway. The transcript has 5 exons. NCBI's taxonomy places the organism in Eukaryota, Metazoa, Chordata, Lepidosauria, Squamata, Colubridae. The record is from RefSeq and is a predicted model, not a curated record. Gene Ontology annotation, cellular component: membrane. Gene Ontology annotation, molecular function: G protein-coupled receptor activity.
AUGAAGGAGAUCAAUGAGGACUCCCAGAUCUUACCUAACGUCACUCUUGGGUUCCACAUCUAUGACAGUUACCUGAAUGCAAGGAUGACCUAUCGCACCACCCUGGACCUGCUUUUCAAAUCCCAGGAAUUUGUCCCUAACUACAAAUGUGAUAGCCAGAAGAAUAUCAUAGCCAUCAUUGGAGGAUUGGAUUUUGAUACAUCAUCUUAUGUAGCCGAACUUAUAGAAUUCUUCAAGAUUCCACAACUGACAUAUGGCUCAUUGGCCAAAGAGGAAUUCCAGACCAGUAAGCUCUCUUCACUUUAUUUCAUGGUCCCCAAAGAGGACCAUCAGUACAUUGGAAUUAUCCAACUGCUUCAUCAUUUCAAGUGGACAUGGAUUGGGAUUUUUGCUGUUGAUAACAACAGUGGAGAAAAUUUCUUACAGAAAAUGCAGCCCUUACUUUCACAGAAUGGAAUAUGCUCAUCAUUCAUACAAAGGCUUUCACAACUAGUCCACUUGGAAGAUUACCAGGAAUCUUUUCAAACAAUUGAAAUUAUUUCCAUCAAUAUGAUGAACAGCAAAGCCAAUGCAUUUCUUGUCUAUGGAGAAUCAUUGACGAUAAUGUGGCUAAAAUUUGCAACGUUUCUGACAGAUCCUGAAAGCAAAGAAAUUGCCUUAUUUAGAAAGGUGUGGAUCAUGACUGCGCAGAUUGAUUUUGUACUAUCAGGAUUUCAAAGCCGUUGGGAUCUCCAGAUGUUUCAUGGGGGUCUUUCCUUUAAUGUCCAUUCAACAGAUGUUGCAGGUUUCAAGGAAUUUCUUCUGACUGUAAAUCCUCUUUCAAUCUCCAGUGAUGGUUUUUUGCAUGAUGUUUGGGAACAAUCAUUUGAGUGUUCAUUUCCAAAAUCAGAGUUGAAAGAAAUAUAUAGUAGGAAAUGCACUGGGGAGAUGAAGCUGGAGGAUCUUCCUGCACCUGUGUUUGAAAUGGAAAUGACUGGUCAAAGCUACAGUAUCUACAAUGCGGUUUAUGCUGUGGCCCAUGCUUUGCAAGCACUACUCAUGCUGAGAUAUAAUAUUAAAAAAAUGAUAAUGAAUAAACAAACUGGCCAGCUAGAUAUCCAGGCUUGGCAGCUCCAUUCAUUUCUUCAAGGCAUUUCUUUCAACAACUCAGCUGGGGAGAGAGUGUUCCUGAAUGAGAAAGGGGAAGCAACAGGUGGAUUCGACAUCAUCAACUUGAUCACCUUUCCAAACAGAUCCUUUCAGAGAGUUAGAGUGGGAAAGAUGGAUCCCAGUGCCACAAAAGGGAAGAAAUUAUUCAUUGAUGACGAUGUGAUUGUCUGGCACCCAACUUUUAACCAGGAUCUUCCAUUGUCUCGAUGCAAUGACCCUUGUUUCCCUGGAUCCUGGAAGAAAGGGUUUGAGGGGGAUCCGUUCUGUUGCUAUGACUGUGUUCCAUGCCCAGAAGGGAAGAUUUCAAAUCAAAAUGAUAUGGAUGACUGUUUUGAAUGUUCAGAAGAUCAUUAUCCAAAUAAGGAAAAGAAAGGAUGCAUCUUGAAACCGGUCGUGUUUCUAACCUUUGAAGAAACCUUAGGAAUUGGUUUAUCCUCAGCAGCUCUUUGUCUCUUCUUCUUGACAUCUUGGGUACUUAGAACUUUUAUUAAGCAUAGAGAUACUCCCAUUGUGAAAGCCAACAACCGGUCCCUCACUUACACCCUGCUAGUUUCUCUUCUGCUCUGUUUUCUCUCCUCUUUGUUUUUCCUCAGCCAACCUGGCAAAGUGACCUGCCUUCUCCGACAAUCAAUGUUUGGUGUCACCUUCUCUGUAGCCAUUUCUAGUGUACUGGCCAAAACCAUCACUGUGGUUGUAGCUUUCAUGGCCACUAAACCAGGAUCUCAGAUGAGGAAAUGGGUGAGAAAAAGAUUGGCCUUUUCUAUUGUCCUUUCUUGCUCUCUCUUCCAAGCAUGGGUUUGUAUUCUUUGGUUGUCAACAUCUCCUCCAUUCCCUGAGUUGGGCAUGCACUCAGAGCUCCAAGAAAUGAUUUUACAGUGCAAUGAGGGGUCAGCUUUCUUUUUCUACUGUGUCUUGGGCUACAUGGGCAUCUUGGCCAUCGCCAGCUUUAUUGUGGCUUUCUUUGCCCGUAAAUUACCCGACAGCUUUAAUGAAGCCAAGUUCAUCACCUUCAGCAUGUUGGCCUUUUGCAGUGUUUGGAUCUCCUUUUUUCCAUCCUAUCUGAGCACAAAAGGAAAAGCCAUGGUAGCUGUGGAGGUCUUCUCCAUCUUGUCCUCCGGUGCUGCAUUACUGGGAUGCAUAUUCUUACCAAAGUGCUACAUCAUUGUUUUUCGGCCUGACCUCAACCGCAGGGAACAACUCAUAAAGAGGAAUUAG